AUGGCUGGAUCGCGUGUCCGUGCAAUCAUCUCUCAAUAUUGGACGGAAGCUGCCAACAAUGGUCUAUCUGCUGACCGGAUCAAGUAUUUUAAAGCCGGGCUGCAAUGGGAGAUGAAUUACUCCGCUUCACAGAAUAUCGUGUCGGUGGUUCCGGUCCCUGUCGCUUAUAUCCUUAAGUUGUAUCCCAUGCUCACCUGGAACACGGUUCCGGACGACGUCUUUUCAUUCCACCUCCUUUCAUUUCAUGAUGAGCCAAUUGCAGGACAUCCGUCCCGGAUUGUGUUCGUAUAUACAUGUCCAUGGUGGAGGGGAAACAACUGGAUCCCUGAUCAACCAUGGCAGUGGGAUGAAAUAAUGUCUUCCUGCGUCUCUCACUACCAGUAUUGGGCGCUUAAUGUUGAGGAUGAUGCUUUGGUACUUCCAGAGAAGUUGAAAAACACUUCGACUCCACCACUCAUGGGACUGAGAUUCAUCAAAGAACACAUGGAAGCAUUGCUGGAGGAGCAAGAUCAGGGCAUCAAAGCUAAGAUGGGAGAGGUGAAGAUGUACACUGACAUGUUAGAGAAAUUGAGGAAAGGCAAAGGAGUGUCCCGAGUCCCGAAUUUCGGAGGUUGGGGUUUGGAGACCCGGAGCUCGGCAACUGUGUUGGGUGUCAGGGUAUCCAGACCCUUGGAGAUAGCAUGUGGACUCGGUAUUCAGAACAGUGUCAAGUCCCAGGUCACAAGCUCCGAGUCCCAAGUGCCGAACCCCGAGUCCCGAGUCCCGAAUUUCGGAAGUUGGGGUUCGGCGACCCGGAGCUCAGCAACUGUGUUGGGUGUCAGGGUACUCAGAGCAUUGGAGAUAGCAUUUGUGUCAGGGACUCGGUAUUCAGAACAGUGUCAAGUCCCAGGUCACGAGCUCCGAGUCCCGAGUGCCGAACCCCGGGUCCCAAGUCCCGAAUUUCAGAGGUUGGGGUUCGGCGAUUUGGAGCUCGGCAACUGCUGGGUGUGGGUUUCGGGACUCGGGACUCGGAGCUCAUGA
Molecule: messenger RNA, 1020 nt
Organism: Suillus fuscotomentosus
Lineage: Eukaryota; Fungi; Basidiomycota; Agaricomycetes; Boletales; Suillaceae
Exons: 6
Coding region: 1-1020 (339 amino acids)
Source: RefSeq, a predicted model, not a curated record